AAAAAUAGCGUGGUCCAAGAAUUAACUCCCAAUUCAGAGACAAUUUGACGCAGUGUUUCGUAUUUAGAGCUCCGAUUUGGUGGUUCGGCGGCGCCGGCGUCGGCGUCGUCCAACGAAGAAAGAAAAAAAUGAAGAAGCUGAUGGGUGAUGCCGUGAUGGAUGGAGGAUUCUGGGACGUGGACCUGUCGACGCCAGCGACCCUUGACGGUGUAGCCCGUUCUGUUCCCAGCGAACCACUCCCUUUAGGGAUUUCUCGUGGGCCCAGACUCUCUCGUCCCAAACAGAUUGAUUUCUUCCAGCGCUUCAUGUCUAUGCCUUUCGUCCCCUCUUUUUCCCAUCUUGGAGAUGGAGAUGUAGGUCUCUCUCUUCAGCGCGUCUUCUCUCUUUAUCGUGAAACUUGGUUCAUGACUUUACUUGGUCAGUUCAAUGUACAGAAGUUUGUGACUUCUAUCAGGACGAAUGGGUUCAGGCAAGAGUCAGAUGCCUCGUGGUUGCAAAAUAUUAGGAGACAUCUUUCUGAUCAAUCUUUCUAUGGCCUCAAUUUCUGUUCAGAGUUGUUGUUAACACCGGAUGAUGUAAUGACACUUAGCUUAGAAACACAUGGUGAUCAAAAGACUCUUAGAAAAAAAGCUGUACUUCAUCACGAGUUUCCAUGUCAUAAUUUCACUGUGGAGGCGGCUUCCCCAGCACUUUUUGUUGAUGAGCAUGGUAACUACUGGGAUGUUCCAUUCUCCAUGUCAAUGGAUGUUGCACCAAUUGCUUUUGAUUCUGGUACAAGCUGUCGUUUCUGCAUCAACCAUACAGCAGGUUCACCAAAACCAUAUGAAGGCCAGCCAACCAGCAAAGUUCCUGCUACUUUACUUCCAGGUUUCUGCACCAAAUGUGCAGUUUCGUUCGGGAAAAAUAUUGAGAUUUGGAGAAGCGAAGCACCAAAGAUAAAAAUGGUGCAGCCAUAUGACGUUUUCCUCUCUAGCCCUCAUAUUUCAGCUUCAGGAAUCCUAGGUGCUGUCAUCACUGCAUCUAUUGGAGAGAAUUCAAUCGGAGCCCAGGUAGAAGAUGGGUCAUCGAGCUUAAAAGGCUUCAGUCUUCAAGCCAGAGGAGCAAAUUCUACCGUUUUAGCUGAUUGAUUUGCAAGGGUAUCACUCUCUGCUCAGCAUGGAAAUUUCCAAAGGUGGUUUCUAGAUCUUACUCGGUUUCAUGCACGGCUAGAUAUUCCAUCUGGGUCAAAAUUCCUGUCAGGUGCCACACUUCUAGCAUCUGAUCUUUAUAAUUCUCGAACACCUACUAUGCAAGCAGUUCAGGCAAUUUGUCCAAUUGCCUCGAUUUCGUUUCAGCAGCAGAUUGCUGGACCUUUCAGCUUCAGAAUUGAUUCAGGAGUGAAGGUUGAUCUCAAGAAAGACUCGUAUUUAAGAGUGAAUGAUCCUGUAUUUGCUAUCGAAUAUGCCUUGCAAGUUCUCGGUUCAGCAAAGGCUGUUGCUUGGUAUGCGCCAAAGCACAGAGAAUUCAUGAUGGAGCUACGGUUUUUCGAGACUUGAAAAAAUAUAUUUCUUCAUUUGCUACUAGUUUUUCCGCUUUGACAUUCUUAGAAACAUUUUUUUUGGGUACUCAGAAUAGUCUUCCAUUUCAGAUUGUAUACUGUUCGUAACCUUAACCUUUAAUUUUGUACCAUAUACAUAUAUGAACGGUGUUAUUUGAAAGAGAAACACUAAACUUUCAGGAAAAUCUCAAUUGGAUCACUAACUUUUAAUU
This is a messenger RNA of Olea europaea var. sylvestris, 1749 nucleotides long. RefSeq names its product protein TRIGALACTOSYLDIACYLGLYCEROL 4, chloroplastic-like. Gene Ontology annotation, molecular function: phosphatidic acid binding. Lineage: Eukaryota; Viridiplantae; Streptophyta; Magnoliopsida; Lamiales; Oleaceae. The record is from RefSeq and is a predicted model, not a curated record. Gene Ontology annotation, cellular component: chloroplast envelope. Gene Ontology annotation, biological process: ER to chloroplast lipid transport; acylglycerol transport.